AAAAUAAACACGUUCACCAUGUGAAUGGAUCAUCAUAGCGUCACGUGACAGUGUUUUAGUCAUGGCGGACGACUGCAGAAGACAGGCGUUCGAACUGGAGAGAAGGAUUUUUGAGUUGGACAAUAAGUGCGCCAGCCUCAGAACCGAGAAACAAGAUGAUGACUAUUUACAGAAUGCUUCUUCGAUACUAGACAAGUUGAAAAGCUUUUACAGACAAGGGGGGGAGAGUAACAGUCUGCCUAAACUGCUUCAGGAUUACACUCAGGUGAUCCUGGACAUCACAUUCUAUGAGGAAAACAAGCUGGUGGACCAGGAGUUCCCAGAGGACUGCUCACCCUUUAAGAUCCAACAGCUGCUGCAGGACCUCACAGAGCCAGAGGUGUUGGCCGGUAGACUGGUCCCGGCCCAAGAGGUGCAGUCAGUGCUGGGGCUAGAGGUGUUAGAGUGCCUCUACUGGAGACGUGGAGCACUGCUUUACAUGUACUGCCACACACUCCACCAACGUAAGCAGUGGAUCAAGAAGAACAAAGCCACUUUCCUGAAGUGUCUUCAGGAGGGUGUACGUUACCUAAUGAGGAUGCUGCAGGUGAGGAACUCCGUGAAGCUCAACGAUGGGGUGGUGUUUCACGACUCUGCUACUGCCAACUUCCUGGCUGAAGGCAUCUUCUCAGACACCCACCUGCUGACGAUGAUGUACAUAGGGGAGAUGUGUUUCUGGGCAGUGAAGUACGAGGACUGCAGCGUGGAUUCCACGGAACGCAAAGAGGACCGGCUUCACUUCCGGGACAUUGGGACGCAGAUCCUGCACAAAUACGUGCUUGUCUGUGACGGCCCUCUUCAGGGCCAGGGCUGGAACACAGAGAAUGCCAAGGAAAUCUUAAGUAUCUUACAGUGAACCGGGGAGGGCUAUGGGUACAAGUUUCCUUUAGGCACUGAUCUGGGAUCAGAUUAUCAAACCCCACAUUGUAAUGCUAAGCAUUACGGGAGGAGGAAUUUGAUGGAUCAGUUUCUAGGGUGAACUUCUUUCUGUUCUGAAAGGCUCUGGCUGACUGAUGGGAUGAAGUUUGGGUCAAGGGUAGGUAAAGAAUGAAGGGCUAGGGUAGGGAGGGAUGUUAAUGAAAUGAAAUGUGAGUCUCCCCAUCUCCUGCAAGAAGCACUUAUCUUCCAGAUUUCAGACUGUUGGUUGGGCAUGUGUUUUGCUCUGAGAAUGUGGUAGAAUAAUAAUUAUAUUAAAAUAAGAUUAUUAACUAAUUAAAUUGUAAAAAAAAAAAAAAAAAAGGUAUUGUUUGAAGAUGAAUCAUAAUCUAGCUUGUAAUGAAACAUUGCACAGCAACUUUUAUUUAUUGUUUUAAUUAUUUUUGUUAUGUUUUAAAUUUAAUUGCAUUUAUAUAUAUAUAUAUUGAGCAGAGUUGGUGACUGAAUUAUUCAUGACCAUUUUCGAGUAUGUACAGUUUUUUUUUUUUGUUGAAACAUCUGCUUUGUAAUAUGCAACUCUUUUUUUUUUUUCUUAAAGAAAAUUGACCUCACUUGGACAAAUAGUAAUGCCCCAGUGACAGGAACUUUGAUAUUUUGAUAGUAUGCAUGUAAAUGCAGAUUCUGUGUUUCUUUUUGGAAGAAAAAAAAACAUUUCAUAUUUUUUUUGUCGUCAUUGAAAAUAAAUAUGUUGGAUUAAAAUGUGUAGUAAAAAAAAAACAACUACAAUAACCACAAUGCACCUCUCCAAGGUAGUGGGGAAUUUUUGUAAACUCGGAGAAUGAUCGAGGCCUCUAGUGAUCAAAAGGCAGAUUUAGCAUGGGCAGCGCCAUUGAGGGCUUCCGCCGUUUUAAAGUAGUCAACUGAGUGGGGAUUCCUGUGGGCUGUAGCCAUAAUGGUGCUGCCCAUUCUAUCACAGACAUAAAAAUUACUAUUCUCUAUGGCGGCAACAAGAAAUGUCAGAUUUGCUUUCAACUUCUAUUUCACAGUACCGAUUUGAGCUUUGAUAAGUAAUGUUUAGCACAUUGAGGAUAGCUAAGACGCCUUGUUGUCACAUCGAAAGCAGGUAGAAGGAGUCUAGUUAGUUCAGAGACGGGUGCUUCAGUGGAAGGAAAUACAUCAAUGAUCAAGAGCAUGCAUACACCAGUGAAAAUGCACCGGCAGGCUUUUGGGUCUGUUUACCCGGUUACGUUCUUAACAAAUAGUAAUUACUCAAAUGGACGACGACAAAAGGUUCAAGCCAAGUUUAUUUAUCCCAUUGGGUCAUACAGCUGCAGAGACAAAAUACAAGUUACAUAAGCGUAUAUACUGAACAAAAAACAAUUAUUUUAAUGAGUUACAGUUUAUAUAAGGAAGUCAGUCAAUUGAAGUAAAUUAAUGAAUCCCUAAUCUAUUGAUUUCACAUGACUAAGAAUACAGAUAUGAUCUUUGUCACAAAUACCUUAAAAAAGGAGUGGUGUGGAUCAGAAACCAGUCAGUAUCUGGUGUGACCACCAUUUGCCUCAUGCAGCGCAAUCUCCUUUGCAUAGAGUUGGUCAGGUUGUUGAUUGUGGAAUGUGCCACUCCUCUUUAAUGGCUGUGCGAAGUUACUGUAUAUUGUUGGGAACUGGAACACACUGUCGUACACGUCAAUUCAGUGCAUCCCGAACAUGGGUGACAUGUCUGGUGAGUAUGCAGGCCAUGGAUGAACUGGGAAAUGUUCAGCUUCAAAUAAUUAUUUACAGACCCUUGCGACAUGGGGCCAUGCAUUAUCAAGCUGAAACAUGAGGUGAUGGUGAGUGAUGAACGGCACGACAAUUGGCCUCAGGUUCUCAUCACGGUACCUCUGCAUUCAAAUUACCAUCGAUAAAAUGCAAUUGUGUUUGUGUUCGUUAUGCCUGCCCAUAUCAUAACCCAACUGCCACUAUGGGGCACUCUGUUCUCAACGUUGACAACACUUUACAUGUUGCUUUGAUGUUUUUGUUCGGUAUAUUUACACUUUCCGAAUAGGCGGAGUCACCUCCUUAUAUGACUCAAAUAAACAAUCCAUCUAUGUUG
This is a messenger RNA of Oncorhynchus keta (chum salmon), 3009 nucleotides long. Its product is annotated as RAB7A-interacting MON1-CCZ1 complex subunit 1-like. Gene Ontology annotation, biological process: mitophagy. The record is from RefSeq and is a predicted model, not a curated record. The coding region runs from base 62 to 895 and encodes 277 amino acids. NCBI's taxonomy places the organism in Eukaryota, Metazoa, Chordata, Actinopteri, Salmoniformes, Salmonidae. The transcript is spliced from 6 exons.